Gracilinanus agilis (Agile Gracile Mouse Opossum) is the source of this 1477-nucleotide messenger RNA. RefSeq names its product doublecortin domain containing 2B (gene DCDC2B). Gene Ontology annotation, cellular component: microtubule organizing center; microtubule. Bases 460 to 1443 code for a protein of 327 amino acids. Lineage: Eukaryota; Metazoa; Chordata; Mammalia; Didelphimorphia; Didelphidae. Gene Ontology annotation, biological process: intracellular signal transduction. The record is from RefSeq and is a predicted model, not a curated record. The transcript is spliced from 9 exons.
UCACCAAAAUCUUUUAUUUAGAAACGGAAAAGACUUUCCAGAUUAUCUAGUCUCUUUUUCACAGGGAAAAACAAGACCUGAGGUUUUGAACCAGUUGAUAGGGAUGAUUUGGAGGGGAUUGUUCCUCAGAGAACCACUGCACCACGUAAUCAGAAGUCUCCUCUAGCUUGGAGAUUCUAGGGUUCUCUAUUCACAAGGCUCAGGCCCUCCCAUCAAAAUUAGGUCCCUCCCCCAAUCCCCCAAAUUAUGCCUCUAUAUCUGUUCCAAAACCUAAGGUAAACUCUGUUAGGCUCUCUCUCAGCUUCCAACUCUGUGGUCCCUCUGCCACUUUUUAUGACUGACUAGAAGAGGAAGGAGUUAAGCCUGUCUUCUAUAGUCAGGGCUUGUAGCUCCUCCCUUCUUUGUCCCACCUGCCUAGCAACGCCUGAGCGUCUCUGGCCUGCUUAGGUCAGCAGCCCAAUGGCUUCCACUGCUCCUGGGCUCCCUGUGGCCAGGAAGGUAGUGGUAUACCGGAAUGGAGACUCCUUCUCCCCAGGACGCAGGCUGGUGGUCACCCACCGACGCUUCCCCACCUUCGAGGCAUUUCUUAAUGAGGUGACGGCAGUCAUACAGGCUCCUCUGGCCAUUCGUACCCUCUACACUCCUCAGAGUGGCCACCUUGUCACUGACUUGUCAGAGCUUCAGAGUGGUGGGGAGUAUGUUGCUGCCGGCUUUGAGCGUUUCCAGAAGUUGCCCUAUAUCUAUCCUGGAGGGAAAAAACCAGGAAGAAAAAACAUCAGGUUGCUGGCUCCUCCAAAUCUCCCAAGACCAAAUUACAGAUCUCCUGGAAGGAGGAUUCCAGCCUCAGUUUCCUGCACAAUUCAGGUAUUCAGAAAUGGGGACCUGCUUAGCCCUCCUUUUAGCCUACACCUGCCAGUUACCCCCCAUCAGGACUGGGGAGCAGUGCUGAAGCAACUGACUGAGAAGCUGAAGGGUGGGGCUGUGAGCAGACUCUGCACCCUAGAGGGGGUGCCAGUAUUGGGCAGAGAAUCCCUAGUGAAUGGUGGUUACUAUGUGGCUGUAUCAGAUGAUGAGUAUAAGGCCCUGCCUUACCUGGAACUUCUGGUGCCAAACCCCUCCCUGCCUGGUGGCUUCUGGCACCCACCAAGACUUGAGCCCAGAGCCUAUGGGCAGAAGGCAGGCAGCUUCAGGAUUCCAGUGACCCAGCCUUCUAAGAAGGAAUCAGUUUUCUUUACAAGACCUACAAUGGCCCGACCUCAUCUAAGAAGACGACGCCCCCUUCAGCCUGGAGAAAGGGGUGUGUAUGGUGCAUCCUACACCAGGAGGGAACUGGCAGGUGCCCAGGAAGUACAGGAGGAUGGAACUACUCUAACAGAGGUUCCCUUGGAUCAGAGGGCAGCAGAAAUGGUAGAAGAAGCCUGUUUCUUGGAAAAUGCUGCCUAGGGUAGGUGGUGUGGAACUAAACUUGGAUGCUGCU